AUGUCCGCAUCGCGUCUCGCGCGAUGUCCUCAUCGUACCGCGAUCGCACGAAGCGACGCGGGCGGCGCUCGCGCUCGCUCGCGCCGCGUCGCCGCGCGAGCUCGCCACGAUGACGAAGCCGAGGUUCGGGGUGCCGAUUUGGCGGUGUUUGACAGGAGGCGGGCUCUCGCACUCUCCGCCGGCUUAGCGCUCUUGGACCCGUCCCCCGCGCUCGCCUCGUCCGCGCUCCUCUCAGAGCGCCUCGAGCGCAAGGACCUGUCCAAGCCCGUCUUCAACAAGGCCCGGCCCGGUCCCCAGAGGUACCCCGACUGGCUGGAGGGGACGUGGCGCUGCACCGCCACGUUCGCCGGGUUUGAGUUCCCGUCCAAGACGAUGAGCAAGAGCGCGCUCAUCAAGGAACCGACAAUCCCCGGGUUUCAGAAGCUCAGUCUGGUGUACGUACCGGACGUGGGCACGAGCGACGUGUCCUACGACGUUCGGUUCGCCAAGUUCGAGGGCAUCGAGGGCGUUCUGGAAGACAGAGCCUUCAACCUCAAGUCAAUAGUGAACGCGUACCUGGGGAAGGACGCGGUGGAGUCGGUGGAAUACGAACCGACGCGGGACGCGAACAGGACCACGGUCAACAUCCGACCGGGCGCGUCCCCAAACGCGGAGCGCAUCGAGCUGUUCUGCAACGCGCGAGAGAGCGAGACGCGUGUAGCGGACCGAACCUUCUUCGCGUCUGAGGCUUCCAGGCAGGUGACGCUGGGAUACGGCAAAGACUUUGGCACGGCGAGGGUCGUGAACACGGACUACCAGCACGUGUGGACGUUCACGCCCACGGCCUGGCGGUCGUCGAACGGAGACGAAACCAACGGAGACGAAACCAACGGAGACGUGGUGAGCGAGGCGAGGGUGACGCUGUCCACCGCGGGAUACGUGCAGGCCAACGACGCGCUCAGGUUCACCGCCGCUCCAAGCGCGACCGGCGGGGCGCCGAUGCCGAGUCUGGGAGGCGCGGCGGGCGCCGCGUUCGAGCCCGCGGUGCUCUACAGCCAUGUCAUGACGCUCAGGAGGCUGUGA
Molecule: messenger RNA, 1062 nt
Organism: Micromonas commoda
Lineage: Eukaryota; Viridiplantae; Chlorophyta; Mamiellophyceae; Mamiellales; Mamiellaceae
Exons: 1
Coding region: 1-1062 (353 amino acids)
Source: RefSeq, a predicted model, not a curated record